Messenger RNA from Elephantulus edwardii (Cape elephant shrew), 666 nucleotides. It is a transcript of the gene DYNLT4, whose product is annotated as Tctex1 domain containing 4. The coding region runs from base 1 to 666 and encodes 221 amino acids. Gene Ontology annotation, molecular function: dynein intermediate chain binding. The record is from RefSeq and is a predicted model, not a curated record. Gene Ontology annotation, biological process: microtubule-based movement. Lineage: Eukaryota; Metazoa; Chordata; Mammalia; Macroscelidea; Macroscelididae. The transcript has a single exon. Gene Ontology annotation, cellular component: cytoplasmic dynein complex; cytoplasm.
AUGGCUGGGAGGUCUCUGCUUUCAGGACUCCAGGAGGAGAAGACGGCCAAAGAUCCUGCACCAAAAUUACCACCAAUGCGGCCAGUAGGCCGCCUGCCCAGCAUUGGUGAGGAUCGACCCACAGGUCCUGGUCCAGGUCCGACCUCACGUCGUGGCUCUGUGCUGGGCCUGGCUACAUCCUUCUCUCGGCGCAACUCACUUGUGGGCCCGAGUGCGGGUCCUGGGAGUCGGCGACCAUCCCUGGGCCCAGUGCCUCCUCUCAACUCCCGUGUCAGCUUCUCAGGGUUGCCCCUGGCUCCUGUGCGCAGGGUGGCACCCUCAUACCGCACUGAACCUGCGCCGGGAGAACGCUGGCAGGCUGCGCGAGCACAGCGGGCCCUGGAGGAGGCGCUGGCCGCGAGGCUACACAGUACGUGCUACUCGGGCUUGGAGGCCGGGCCACUGGCGCGUGAGCUUUGCGAGCAGGUGCGCCUUCGCCUUCGCGAAUUCAGCCCUCCGCGCUACAAACUGGUGUGCAGCGUGGUGCUGGGGCCGCGCGCUGGCCAGGAUGUGCGUGUGGUAAGCCGUGCGCUCUGGGACGCAGCCCGUGAUGGGCUGGCCUCUGCCGCCUUCACCAAUGCUUCACUGUUCGCAGUCGCCACGGUCCAUGGGCUGUAUUGUGAGUGA